Messenger RNA from Orbicella faveolata, 3158 nucleotides. RefSeq lists its product as uncharacterized. Lineage: Eukaryota; Metazoa; Cnidaria; Anthozoa; Scleractinia; Merulinidae. The record is from RefSeq and is a predicted model, not a curated record.
GAGCUUACUUUUCGAACUGUUGAGAUGGAAGUGUGUGGAACUUCAUAAAUCAGAAACACUUGAGAGUAUUUUAAUUACCCAAAGCUAAACGAACUCAUUUGUCUUGGCUCAUUGGCCAAAGAUAAAAGGGAUUGUUUCGUCGCCUAUUGUGGCUCAGCUCACGCGGAUCUGACCAAGUCUGUUUUAUAUUCAAGAAUUUUUUUCCGCUGAUGACAUGUUUUGAAGUCGACGAAUUCCUCGUCGUUCUUGGUGACCUGUUCGAUGUCGCGCUAAGUUUCGGACGUUGUCUUUGGUUUGAAAAGUUUCAAACAAUCUUUUGUCCCUCAAACGAGCUGCGCCGUGAAACUCAUUCUGGAGUGAUUGGUUUGCUCGAUUUUUCCAGUGGUGGAGGACACAACUUGUUAACUUUAUGAUAUUGACAAGCAAUGUACUUGGACCUACUUGAAGCAGAAAUUAUGAUUGAUCGAAUGACUGUAUUUUGAGCGAGUCACGACCUGGUUUUACACUAAAUUACUGAGUAGACAUCAUUGGAGGUCAGUUCAGUGAGUUAAUUCGAUUCACAUGGCAGAUGUGGAAUUAUCGAGUGUGGCUAAUGGGUCGACAGCGCGAUGCCGAGUUGUAACACGCAAUGGAUCAGACAACACCGCCGCAACGAACAAACAGCCACUAGCCGCCACAGACAGCUACAACAUCGAAGCCGCUGCGGACGCCAAACUCCGAGGCGAUUCCAUCGACAUAGGUUUAAUCCAGAGAAGGACGUACCUGUUAUCUGCAGGGAUAGGGGACACGAAUCGGGUUUUCAAUCGUUUCAAAGGGUGGAUCGGGCUCGUCAUAUGGAUCCUAAACGUGAUCAUUCACUUCGGAUUGGAUUUUUACGAGGCAGUGUUUGUGUUUGAAGUGUCAUGGGCCACCUGUAUUGGGGUGUUUUUAAUAACUCUCCUUGCCUGCUGUUAUUCAAUGAUAAAACACUCAGUACCCUGGUUCAUUAAAGGAGUGAGAAAGCUCAAGAAAGAUGGACAUUACCCUAAAACUUUACGGCGCGUUUACCUGAUGUUCAAGUUUAUGCCAAUCGUAGUGGUGAUGUUUGCUAUGGGUGCAGCCAUGGGCCAGUUUGGUUGUUAUUGGUACGAUGGAGCACUGAGACUGAGUUUCUCCAAGCUGUCCAAUGAAACAGGAGUUGAAAUCCCAGGGGAAAUCGAUGUGCUUUUCAACAUACUCAGGGCAACCAGUCUCUUCCACAUCUUCUACGGAUUCUGCCUGUUGCUCGUGUUCCACCUGAGUUUGAUCUUCAUGAUUCAAAGUUCCAUGCGGGAAUUCAAUGAUCGUAUGGGUAAACUUUUCCGCGAAAAUCCAAUCCAGAUUGCUUUCCCUGAAGCUGUCAAUCUGUUCUCCGCUCGCUCCAAGUUCGUUCAUGAAGCAAGCCAAAAGAGCACGGUUGUCCUUACCACUCUUUUAGUUGCCUGCAGUACUUCCUUCGUUCUAAAUGCCUACAACUUCCUUUUCCUAAAGCGCUUUGCUAUUUACGUGUGGUUCGCUAUAGCUCCCCUUAUAUGGGUGGUCUGUCCUCUGACCGGGGCGGCCUGGGUUACCAAGACAUACCUGAAGUACAAACUAGUCGUGGUGAACGCCUGGGUGGACAUCCCUGAGGAACACGAACUCGAGGCUUCUGCGCAUGAUUACUUACACGAAGUGAACUCGAACGGUCGGUCCAGAUCUCCCUCGCCGGUGAAGAACAUGUGGGGCUCGACAAGAAGGACGGCAAAGACAGAAAAAGAUCAAGAACCCUCUACAAAGGCUGGCGAUGCAGCUGGUGUUCAAAAUCAAGGCUUUAAAGAGGACGACAGCAAGCAGGCUGCCAUAACGGCAACGAAAAAAUCUUCACACUCGAGGAAAAACAGUGAAAUAUCUUUACACUUCUCUGUGGACGAAAGAUCAUCUAAACUGAAAGGAGGAUCUCUGAAAGGCGUGACGCUCAAUAGAACACCCGAGAUAUUACUGACGGAUUGUGAUGAGGUAACAGAGAAUGUUGUCCCCUCACAAACCUUUCUUAUGACAAGGUCUAGAAGCGAGCCUUCCCUGACCGAUGUUGAAAAAGUAGACCGAUUUUUUGAAAACCAGGACGCUGUCUUGACCGGAGGUUCAUCGAACGAAAACAUCCCAGAUGUGGAAUCUCGAUCGCAUGUGGUACGAAUAGACAUAGAAGGCUCACAAUCGUCGGGAACUCGAGGCACUCAACUAACUUCCGGUUCCGGCGACACUAUGACGACGUCGUCUGAAUUUACCGCCAGUUUCUCAAGCUCCACGAGAAGCUCGGACGGUGGGAAAGUCACUGAGCAAUUAAAAGUUCCUUCCCGAGAGGAAAACGCCCAUACCACGGGAGAAAAGAAAGAUUCUCUUCCAAGGGCGAACUUUCUAACUGGCAUGGCGAAAACAUUUCAUCAGUGGAGAACAAAAACAAAGAAAAAGAGAAAGUUUAAUUACGAAAAGUAUAUUAUUUACCUAGAGAGUAUUUUACCAACGGUCGGCUUUUCCAUCGGGGGAGUUAUAAUAACCUUCAAUGGAAUUUACACCUUUAUUGUCGUUUUGACUUUUUUAGUUGGGGUUUUCGCUCAAGAAGCCUUCUUUGGGAAUUGAAAGUUGAAAAAAGGGAUGAGCAAAAUAUGAAAUCAGAGAGAUGGGAAAUGGGAAAUAGUAUCUGCAAUGUUGAUAAUUUAAUUGGGAAGUUUAAAAACGUGGGAAGACUUUUUUCUUAAACAUAAUAGGUAAUUUUUAUAUUUAUACUACGAGGUCUGACCUUGGGAGCUGAGAAAAAUGUGGGAAAAAAAAAAUUUCUGAGAGCUUGGUCAUUUUAUAUUUUACGAUAACGCCACGGAGUAAUUAUGAAUAUGAGUUUAACUUAUGCUUGUCAGCGUUCGGUUUUUAUACUUUGAAAAUUUGCUAAUUUUUAUUAAACAGUUAAUCCUUAUCGACAUUGUACGUUUAUAUAUGUAUAUCUUAUUAACCAAGCGCAAGGGCUGUACCGGGAGAUGAUCGGCCUGAGGUCUCGGAAGUACGGACCGAGCGCAGUGGGGUCCUUAGGAAGAAAAUCGAGGGCUGAUGUUUUCACUGCACGGUCCCGAGCAACUGUUAAUGAGAUAGAUUUAUUACACGACUGAAAA